Messenger RNA from Psammomys obesus (fat sand rat), 4161 nucleotides. RefSeq names its product tudor domain containing 12 (gene Tdrd12). The transcript has 32 exons. NCBI's taxonomy places the organism in Eukaryota, Metazoa, Chordata, Mammalia, Rodentia, Muridae. Bases 1 to 3903 code for a protein of 1300 amino acids. Gene Ontology annotation, molecular function: nucleic acid binding; ATP binding. Gene Ontology annotation, biological process: transposable element silencing; germ-line stem cell division. The record is from RefSeq and is a predicted model, not a curated record.
AUGCUCGAGGUCCUGGUCUUGAAGAUUGAAGAUCCAGGUUGCUUCUGGGUAAUUAUAAAAGGAUGUAGUCAUUUUUUGGAACAGGAAGUUGACUACCAAAAACUAAACAGUGCCAUGAAUGACUUCUAUAACAGCAUGUGUCAAGACAUAGAAAUAAAACCAUUAAUGCUGGAAGAAGGGCAGGUGUGUGUGGUGUACUGUCAGGAGCUGAAGUGCUGGUGCAGGGCUGUGAUUAAGUCAAUCAUCUCUUCUGCAGACCAUUACCUGGCAGAGUGUUUCCUUGUGGAUUUUGCCAAGUACAUUCCAGUAAAAUCUAAAAACAUCCGUGUUGCAGUUGAGUCUUUCAUGAAGCUUCCUUAUAGAGCAAAAAAAUUCAGACUUUAUUGUACAAAACCUGUGACAUUACACAUUGACUUCUGUGAAGACAAUGCUGAAAUUGUACCUGCCACAAAAUGGGACAGUGCAGCUAUCCAGUACUUUCAGAAUAUUCUAAGAGCAACUACGCAAGUAGAAGCAAAACUAUGUGCUGUGGAAGAAGAUACUUUUGAGGUUUACCUUUAUGCAACAAUAAAAAAUGAAAAAGUUUGUGUUAAUGAUGAUCUUGUUGCAAAGAACUUUGCUUAUUAUGUGUCACCCAUGGGGAAUAAAAACCUCAAUACUUUGGAGAAACCUAAGCUCAGUCUCAGUUCGGUGCCCUGCUCAAGUAAGCUCAGCCCAUCACUCACUCUGUGGCCAAUGCUUUUGCAAGGGAAAGACUGUCACGGAGUGGAAAAUUCACAGGGCUUAGAUUUUCUGGCACAGUCUCUCCGGCAUACAUGGUGUAAGGACGUUGUCAGCAACCUAGGACCACCUGCUGCAGAUAAAGCUGUAAACUGUAAGGAUUCCUUGGGAGACUCGCCUAAAAUGAUGUUUGAGAAGAAACAGCAGAGCCUCCCUUGUGUUGAAUCUUCAGUUUACUGGCCAACCAAAAGAGGCAUAACCAUACAUGCUGAUCCAGAUGUUCCAGCAGCAAGUGGGUUUACCCAGAAGCCAAAUGAGAAGCCACUACGGUUAACUGAAAAAAGAGACUGUGAUGAGAAGAAUGGCUGUGUAAAAUUACUGCAGUUUCUAAAUCCUGAUCCUUUGAGAGCUGAUGAGAUCUCUGACCUGCACCAGUUGCAGAAGGUGAAACUGGGAGCACUACAGCCUGGUGUGGUGCUCCGGAACAGGAUCGAGCCCUGCCUGACCAUGGAUAAGUCACCUCUGUCGGCAGACCUGAAGAAGGCUCUUCAAAAAAAUAAGUUCCCGGGACCCAGCCACACUGCAUCUUACUCUUGGCCUCCUAUUGCACGUGGCUGUGAUGUGGUGGUCAUUUCUCACUGUGGAAAUGACCCUUUGUUGUACCUGCCACCACUGCUCACGGUUUUGCAAAUGGGGGGCUGCUACAAGUCAUUACCAAGUAGAAAUGGACCUCUUGCAGUCAUCGUGUGUCCUGGGUGGAAAAAGGCCCAGUUUAUUUUUGAGCUAUUGGGAGACUGUAGCAUGUCCUCCAGGCCUCUUCAUCCUGUGUUAUUAACAAUUGGACUUCACAAAGAUGAAGCCAAAAAUAUGAAGCUUCCAAGGGGGUGCGAUGUGAUCGUCACGACUCCACACAGCCUUGUGAGGCUUCUCACAUACCGAAGCCUGUUAUUUCUUAGACUCUGCCACCUAGUUCUGGAUGAAGUGCAAGUACUGUUCUUCGAAGCUAAUGAGCAGAUGUUUGCCAUAUUAGAUAACUUUAAAAAAAACGUUGAAGUGGAAGAGCGGGAGUCUGCACCACACCAGAUUGUAGCAGUGGGUGUUCACUGGGACAGGCACAUCGACCACCUUGUCCGAGAGUUCAUGAAGGACCCGUACAUCGUGAUCACCGCCCUGGAGGAGGCCGCCCUCUAUGGCAAUGUCCAGCAGGUAGUGCAUCUGUGUCUGGAGUGUGAGAAAACCUCCACUUUACUCCAGAUUCUUGACUGUGUUCCAAGUCAGGCCCAGAAGACCUUGAUCUUCACCUGCUCUGUAGCGGAGACAGAAAUUGUAUGCAAGGUAGUAGAAAGCAAUUCAAUAUUUUGCUUGAAAAUGCAUAAAGAAAUGGCUUUUAACUUAAAAAGCAUUUUAGAACAGUGGAAGAAGAAGCUAAGUUCUGGCUCUCACAUUGUAUUAACCCUAACAGACGACUGCAUACCACUCCUGGCCAUCACCGACGCCACGUGUGUGGUUCAUUUCAGCUUUCCCUCCUCACCAAAAGUGUUUGGUGGACGCCUGUAUUGCAUGUCUGAUCAUUUUCAGAAUUUAACUGAACAGGGUUCUCCUGCAGAGCAGGGAGAUAAGAAAACUAAAUCUGUCUUGCUGCUGACUGAGAGAAAUGCAAGCCAUGCAGUUGGCGUCCUGCGAUACUUGGAGCGAGCAGAUGCCAAAAUCCCAUCAGAGCUCUAUGAGUUUACUGCAGGGGUCCUGGAAGCCAAAGAAGACAAGAAGGCCAGAAGACCUCUUUGUCCAUAUCUGAAGGCAUUUGGCUUUUGCAAAGACAAAAGGAUCUGCCCUGACCGGCACCAUGUUAAUCCAGAAAUGGACACCCCAAGGAAAUUAUCCAACAAAAUUCUGCCAGUGCUUGGACACAUUAGGAUAAUACCUUUUUACAUUUCAAAUGCAACCAAUUACUUUGGUCGUAUAAUUGAUAAACAAAUGGAUCUUUAUGCAACUCUCAAUGUGGAAAUGAAUGAAUAUUUUAAGGAUCCCAGUAAUAAGGCAGCUGCUGAGAAGGUGGAAAAUUUGGGGUUGUAUGGAUUAGAAGAAAAAACACUUUUCCAGAGGGUGCAGGUGCUGGAGGUGAGCCAGAAGGAAGACACCUGGGGUUUGGGGAGUGUCCUGGUGAAAUUCAUAGAUGAAGGCAGGACCAAGCUCAUUGCAAGAGAUCAGCUGCUGCUGCUCCCAGAGAAGUUCCACACUCUGCCCCCUCAGGCAGUGGAGUUCAUUGUUUGUAGAGUUAAACCAGCUGACAGUGAAAUUGAAUGGAACCCAAAGGUUACUAGAUAUAUUCAUCAUAAAAUUGUUGGGAAAAUACAUGAUGCCAAAGUGGUACUGGCUUUGGGAAAUACUCUGUGGAUUGAUCCAAUGGUGCAUGUUACAAAACUUUCAAAUCUAAAAACUUCUAUCAUUGAUUAUAAUGUUCGAGCUGAAAUUUUGUCCAUGGGAAUGGGUAUUGAUAAUUCAGAACAUGUAGAACAACUGAAAAAACUAUACAAAGAAGCUAAACUGCCGGCUUUCGAGGACCUUCCGGGCCAGACCUCGAUUCCUACCACAAUGGAAGACGCCAUGUGUUUGCGGGGUACUCAGCAAGGAGAUGGAGGUACCGAAAGAGAGGCCGAUUCCCAGGUGGACUCAGACAGCCAAAAGCCUGAAGUUUUAUCUGAGGACACUGGCAGAGCUGACCUCAGCAGAGCUGCACAGCCACAUGUGAAAAGCUUUCACCCACAAGUCAAGUGGUUCCAAAAAGAUGAUGUGCUCAUCUUAAAGAUAAAGAUAAGGAAUGUCAAGGAUUAUAAGUGCAAAUUCUUUACAGAUAGAGUCGUUUUCAGUGCCUGGGUAGGAAACAAGUUUUACUUGGCUGAUAUGGAACUUCAAGGUGACAUAAGGAAAGAUGAUUGCAAGUGCAUAAUCAAAGAUGACGAACCUCUCAUCACACUUGCAAAAGAGAAGAGGGCAUGCUGGUGUGGCCUCCUCAAGCAGAGGAAUCCUAACGUGGCUUUUGACUUUGACCACUGGGAGGAAUGUGAAGAGGACAGCCCCUUCUCCAAGGUUGUAACUUCUAAAAACCUGUCCUGCAAAGUGGCAGCCUUGGCCGAGAACAGCGGCAGCUCUUCAGACACUGCUGACAGCAGCGAGAGCGAAUGAGAGUGUGAAUUAUUCAGAAGAGUGAGAAGAUGAACAAACUGAUAAAGCUGUGUGACUGGAAGAUAAGGAAACAAGUCAUAUCUAAACCUUUCACCUUUGAGCGAACUAUCACUGUGACACUGGAAUGGAUGAUGAGAAACUCUUAAUUGACAUCAAUGAAAGUGGGGGGCAUACCAGCUGAUAGAUUAUGUUAAGAGUGUCAGCAGACAGUCCAGGAAUGCUCUGUAGUCAGAGACACAGAAAGUUAGGGACACUUUU